Messenger RNA from Polypterus senegalus (gray bichir), 975 nucleotides. RefSeq names its product olfactory receptor 10A4-like. The record is from RefSeq and is a predicted model, not a curated record. Gene Ontology annotation, cellular component: membrane. Gene Ontology annotation, molecular function: olfactory receptor activity; G protein-coupled receptor activity. The coding region runs from base 1 to 975 and encodes 324 amino acids. Lineage: Eukaryota; Metazoa; Chordata; Cladistia; Polypteriformes; Polypteridae. Gene Ontology annotation, biological process: G protein-coupled receptor signaling pathway. The transcript has a single exon.
AUGAAUGGCUCCAAAGCCACAUUGCUCACAGACUUUGAGAUUGUGGGAUUUCCCGGCCUUCAGGACUACAAGCCGGCUCUCUUUGCUGGAUUUCUCACCCUCUUUUUAGUAACACUCAUAGCAAAUCUCCUCAUUCUCAUUUUGGUGGCACUGGACCAAAGGCUUCAUGUGCCCAUGUACUUUUUCCUCUGGAAUUUGUCAUUGUUAGACAUUUUAAUGUCAAUUGCAAUAAUCCCUAAACUGUUAGCAGUUCUUUUGGGAUACAGUGGUACAAUUUCUUUGUCUGCAUGUUUUGGUCAAAUGUAUUUCAUCAUAUCUAUUGGGGCAACGGAGAAUUGUCUGGUGGCAGCGAUGGCAUAUGAUCGAUAUGUUGCAGUUGUGAAACCGCUACAUUACAACGUGAUUAUCAGUUUGAAGACAUGCCUAGUAAUAGCAGCAAUUGUCUGGAUCCUGGGAUUCCUCAUACCAGCCUCAUCAGUUACUUUGGCUUCGUUUUUGCCAUAUUGCGCCUCUAACAGAAUUCUUCACUGUUUCUGUGAUUACCCAGCUGUCGUAUCCCUGGCCUGUGCAGACAUUACUGAUCAUGCAAAUGGAGCUCUGGGAGUCGCUAUGCUCGCCAUUUAUGUGCCUUUUGUCUUUGUACUUUGGUCUUAUUUUAGGAUUGUGCUUUCUGUUCUAAAGCUUAAAACGGCCGAGAGUCGUGCAAAGGCCUUCUCGAUGUGCUCCUCACAUUUGAUUGUGGUGCUGCUUUAUUAUAGUUCUACAGCAAUUGUAUACAUAGGCUUAAGAAUCAACAGUAUCUCACAUGAUGGACGCAUUUUCAUCGGUGGAUUAAAUUAUUUUCUAAUACCAAUGGUGAACCCAAUGAUCUACAGUUUACGAAAUGAAAAGAUGAAGGAAGCAGCUAAAAAAUAUAUGAAAUUUUACUUUCAUAUUUCAAAAAAACCUAAAAAUGGCAUCAAUAGCAUAAGAUAA